Symbiodinium pilosum is the source of this 831-nucleotide messenger RNA. The record is from the annotation of a GenBank genome assembly. NCBI's taxonomy places the organism in Eukaryota, Dinophyceae, Suessiales, Symbiodiniaceae.
GAUGAGGCAGAGAAGAAGCAGCUGCAAAGCAUCGUCGAGAACAACGCUGAGGGCUCCGCGCUAUACAGGGACCUGGUCCAUGACUUUGCUCAUCAUGCGGACGUCUUCAAGAAGUUCUCAAGUGCCCGGCCGCCCAUCGAGCAGCUGAUCCAGAUGAUUCCAGUGCUGAAACCCAGGAGCUACUCCAUCGCCAGCUCACCGCUCAUGCAUCCGGACAGGAUCCAGCUCUGUGUGGUUUUGGUGGACUGGACCGUGGAGACCACCAAGGAACUUCGCUUGGGUGAGUGCACAGGCUACAUGAGGCAGCAGAAGCCCGGCGCGCAGAUCAUGUGCGCCGUCCGGCAGAGCGCCAUCGUACUCCCCACAGAGGCCACACGGCCGGUGCUGAUGGCAGGCAUGGGAACUGGCCUAGCACCGUGGCGUGCGGUGACACAGGAGCGAAUUAUGCAACAUCGCCAGGGGACGAAGGUCGGCCCUUGCAUGCUCUUCUUCGGUGCUCGAUACGCUGUGGAGUACCUGUACAGAGAAGAGUUUGAGAGCUACGUGAAGGAAGGUGUGCUAAGCAUGCACACGGCUUUCUCGCGAGAGCAGGCUCGCAAGAUCUAUGUUCAGCACCGGAUCAUCGAGGCCGGCGAGAAGGUCGCAGACUACAUGCUGCGCCAGGAUGGCCACUUCUACGUCUGCGGUUCCGCCAGACAAGUUCCGGAGGACAUCUACACCGCCAUGAAGGAGGUGAUCAUGGCAAACGAGAAGUGCAACGAGGAGGAGUCGGAAGCCAUCUUGUCAAACCUCAAGAUGGAGGGCAGAUACACUGUGGAAGCGUGGUCUUGA